AUGUCUGUGCCUGCUUACCGACAACUCUGGCGCGCGGCGCGAAUCGCCUUCAAGGGCGACGACCGAGUCCUCACAGCAGCACAGCAGCAGAUACGGCAAGGUUUUAGAGAUCAAGCAACACUCAAGUCGACAGACCCUGCAUUCAGCUCCGCCAUCCAGAAAGCGGAAGAUGUUGCCAAGAUCCUGAGAGAAAAUGUGGUCCAGGGGAAGCAGGAUGAUUCUCGCGUCUUCAAGUUGCGCAUUCACGAGGACACCGAACGUGGGGACAAUGACUCUAUUAAAACGGCGGGCGGCGUCUCGGCAACGAUGGGCGGGUGUGGCUGUAGUUGA
Colletotrichum godetiae is the source of this 330-nucleotide messenger RNA. RefSeq lists its product as uncharacterized. NCBI's taxonomy places the organism in Eukaryota, Fungi, Ascomycota, Sordariomycetes, Glomerellales, Glomerellaceae. Gene Ontology annotation, molecular function: protein folding chaperone. Gene Ontology annotation, cellular component: mitochondrial matrix. The record is from RefSeq and is a predicted model, not a curated record. The transcript has 3 exons. Bases 1 to 330 code for a protein of 109 amino acids. Gene Ontology annotation, biological process: mitochondrial respiratory chain complex III assembly.